UGGAGGCGGAAGUAGCUUUUUGAGUCUCGAAACGACAACAAUCUUUCGAAGAGCAAUCGAAAACUCACAUGAAAUAGCCGUUCAAGUCUUUCUGAUCGUCCAGGUUAUACCUGCGGAGUAUUUUAAUAGUCUAUAAGUGAAAGUAUUUCUUUAAACCCGAUCCAAAAUGUCUGAGCGAAAGGUUUUGAACAAAUACUACCCGCCGGACUUCGAUCCCUCCAAAAUCCCCAAGCUCAAGCUCCCCAAGGACCGGCAGUAUGUCGUCCGUCUCAUGGCACCCUUCAACAUGCGGUGUAAGACGUGUGGGGAGUACAUCUAUAAGGGUAAGAAGUUUAACGCCCGAAAGGAGACGGUUCAGAACGAGCACUACAUGGGUCUCCCCAUAUUCCGAUUCUACAUCAAGUGCACGCGGUGCCUCGCCGAGAUCACCUUCAAGACUGACCCAGAGAACACGGACUACGCCAUGGAGCACGGAGCCACACGCAACUUCCAGGCGGAGAAAUUGAUCGAGGAGGAGGAGCGGAAGAUACAGAAGGAACGGGAGGAGGAGGAGCUCAACAACCCCAUGAAGGUCCUAGAGAAUCGAACCCGGGACUCCAAGAUGGAGAUGGAAGUUCUGGAGAACCUUCAGGAGCUGAAGGAGCUGAACCAGCGGCAGGCGCGAGUGGACUUCGAAGGCAUGCUGGGACAGUACCGGGAGAUGGAGAGACUACAGAGAGAGAUGGAGGAAGAGGAGGACGAACGAGAGACCAAGGAGAUGUUGGAGAAGGCUCUAGUGAAGCGACUGAGGGACUCCGACUCUGACGCCAGUGGCGGUGAUGGCGGUGAUGACGACGACGACGAUGAUGAUGAGGAGAGGAGGAAGAAGAAGAUGAAGAAGAGUGUGAUGGAGAGACCAACAGACAUUCUGACGGAGGAGAGGAGCGCGGACGCACAGUCCUCUUCCUCCUCCUCCUCCUCCUCCUCCUCCUCCUCGGUGCCAGUGAAGCGUGCCCAUGCUCCAGAGAAGUGGGAGAGGAGUGUGGGGAGCCUGGGCAGCAAAGCUCUACUGGGCUCCCUGGUGGUAAGGAAGAAAACUGCAACAACAACAACGACCACAACAACAGCAGCAGACUCCAAACAGACAGACAUCAAGACCUCUGUCCUCUCCAACUCCACGAGUAGUACCGCAAAUCCAACGGUUCCGCAGAAAAGUUCCUCGACAGUAGAAGCGAAGACGGUUCCACCCCAGAACGGUUCCUCGUCGCUGAGCCUGCUGGGAGCGUACUCUGACAGCGACGACAGCGAUUGAUUGAUUGAUUGAUUGACAGAUCGUUUUGACAUUGAUGGUCAUUUGAUUGGUAAAAUAAAUCGUUCGUUUAAAUUA
Molecule: messenger RNA, 1366 nt
Organism: Engraulis encrasicolus (European anchovy)
Lineage: Eukaryota; Metazoa; Chordata; Actinopteri; Clupeiformes; Engraulidae
Gene: yju2
Product: YJU2 splicing factor homolog
Exons: 8
Coding region: 167-1291 (374 amino acids)
Biological process (GO): mRNA splicing, via spliceosome
Cellular component (GO): U2-type catalytic step 1 spliceosome
Source: RefSeq, a predicted model, not a curated record